This is a messenger RNA of Musa acuminata subsp. malaccensis (wild Malaysian banana), 2644 nucleotides long. RefSeq names its product fimbrin-1-like. The record is from RefSeq and is a predicted model, not a curated record. Gene Ontology annotation, cellular component: actin filament; actin filament bundle; cytoplasm. Gene Ontology annotation, molecular function: actin filament binding. NCBI's taxonomy places the organism in Eukaryota, Viridiplantae, Streptophyta, Magnoliopsida, Zingiberales, Musaceae. Gene Ontology annotation, biological process: actin filament bundle assembly; actin filament network formation.
GACGGAAGCAAAGAGUGGCCUCCCUUCCGGUCGGCUGGCGGACAUUCCAGGUGCCGCAGUUCGGAGGCGCGACUCUUCCUCUUAGUAACUCCAGAAAGAGAAGGUCCCUUCUCCUCCUCUUCCAUACCGCCACCACGCCGAAGUAGGAAUCCAGGGGUAUGACAAAAGAAAAGGGAAAGCAAAAGGAAGAUAGAAAUUGAGUGAAGUACAAGGAAAGAACUUGGAGACGGGAACCAUAGACAUGAUGAGGAUGGAAAGGAGGAGCCUCCUUGAGACCUGACUUGCCUCCGCUCUUCGACCGGACAGUAGCAUCUUAUCUUUCGCCUUUUCCGCGGUUUCCUGGCAUAAAUGUGGUGUUCUUGAAUAGGGUACGGGGAAUUCGACUCCAGCUUCCUCAGGGAAUCGAGUAGGUAAAGAUGUCGGGCUUCGUCGGCGUCCUUGUUUCCGAUCCAUGGCUGCAGAGCCAAUUCACCCAGGUCGAGCUGCGAGGCCUCAAAUCCAAUUACCUCUCCGCGAAGGGGGAUUCGGGACAUGUGACGGUCGGGAAUUUGCCGGCGGUCAUGGUCAAACUGAAGGGUCUCCAUGAGGUGCUCACGGAGGAAGAGAUCUCUGCAAUCUUGAACGCAUCUUAUCCCGAUGACAACCAUGAGAUGGACUUCGAGGCUUACUUACGGGCGUAUUUGGAUUCGCAAGCAGAGGCGGCAAACAAGCGUGGGAGCGUGAAGAAUUCCUCUUCGUUCUUGAAAGCCACCACGACCACACUUCUUCACACCAUAGGCGAAUCCGAGCAAGGUUUCUUCGUAGCGCACAUAAAUGGCUACCUUGGAGAUGACCCAUUCUUGAAGAACUACCUCCCGCUGGAUCCGGCUUCAGAUGACCUGUUCAACUUGGCCAAGGAUGGAGUCCUUCUUUGUAAAAUGAUCAAUGUUGCGGUGCCGGGAACAAUAGAUGAGAGGGCGAUCAACACAAAGCGGGUGCUGAACCCAUGGGAGAGAAAUGAGAACCACACUCUGUGCCUCAACUCUGCAAAAGCGAUCGGAUGCACGGUCGUUAACAUCGGAACGCAGGAUCUGGUGGAAGGGAGGCCUCACCUGGUGCUUGGUUUGAUAUCUCAAAUUAUAAAGAUACAACUGUUGGCAGAUCUCAACCUGAAGAAGACACCUCAACUCGUGGAGCUGAUAGACGACAGCCAGGAUGCGGAGGAACUUAUGGGCCUGUCACCAGAAAAAAUGUUACUGAAGUGGAUGAAUUUUCACCUCAAGAGGGCAGGCUACAAGAAGACGGUGACAAACUUCUCUUCUGAUUUGAAGGAUGGAGAGGCUUAUGCAUAUCUGCUGAAUGUUCUUGCACCUGAGCACUGUAACCCUGCAGCACUAGACGCCAAGGAUCCAACCGAAAGGGCUAAAAUGGUCCUUGAUCAUGCGGAGAAAAUCAAUUGCAAAAGAUUUGUGACGUCGAAAGACAUCGUAGAAGGCUCUGCAAAUCUCAAUCUUGGAUUUAUCGCACAGAUAUUUCAUGAGAGGAAUGGUCUGUCCACAGACUGCAGAAAAAUCUCAUUUGCGGAGAUGAUGCCUGAUGACGUGCUGGUGUCCAGGGAAGAAAGAGCUUUCCGGCUGUGGAUCAAUAGUCUUGGAAUUACUACAUACGUUAACAAUGUUUUCGAAGAUGUUAGAAAUGGGUGGCUUCUUUUGGAAGUUCUUGAUAAGUUGUCUCCAGGCUCUGUUAAUUGGAAGCAGGCGACGAAGCCUCCCAUCAAGAUGCCGUUUAGAAAAGUAGAAAAUUGCAAUCAAAUAAUAGAGAUCGGACAACAAUUGAAGUUCUCUCUUGUUAAUGUUGCGGGCAAUGAUUUUGUUCAAGGAAAUAAAAAGCUAAUUCUCGCUUAUUUGUGGCAAUUGAUGAGAUUUAAUCUAUUGCAACUCCUGAAGAACCUGAGAUAUCACCACUCUCGAGGAAAGGAAAUCACAGAUGUUGACAUCCUGAAAUGGGCUAACAACAAAGUGAAAAGCGCAGGAAGAGUUUCCCGGAUCGAGAGUUUCAAGGAUAAGAACCUAUCGAACGGCAUAUUUUUCCUGGAACUCUUAUCUUCUGUGGAGCCGAGGGUCGUCAAUUGGAACCUCGUUACCAAGGGCGAAAGUGAUGAUGAGAAGCGGUUGAAUGCUAUAUAUAUUAUUAGCGUGGCGAGAAAGCUUGGGUGCUCCAUCUUUCUACUGCCUGAGGACAUCAUGGAGGUGAAUCAAAAGAUGAUCCUCGUUCUCACGGCCAGCAUCAUGUAUUGGAGCUUGCAACAGCCAUCAGAGGAACCGGAUCGAUGCGAAUCAUGCGUAGAUGAUUCUUCCUUACAUAGAGCUGCGUCCGAGAUAUCGAUAGACGAUACCACCUCGGAGAAAGCUCCAUCCGAUUGGGAAGAUGGAAGCUUGACUGCAAGCUUCAUAUCGAACAUCGCAUCCGAUGAUGCUAUCUCGGAAACUUCAGAGAUAGAGAACGGAAGUAGUACUACUACCACCACCACCACCACCACCAUACCAUAGGUGGAUGAUAAAAAGAAAAAAUCGAACAAGAUUUGGCUGGUCAAUCGUCGACACGAAGACUUCCUUCUGAUGUAGCUUUUAAAAUAUGUGUAAAGAUGAGAACAAAAAACAUUCCA